Pygoscelis adeliae (Adelie penguin) is the source of this 502-nucleotide messenger RNA. RefSeq names its product cytochrome b-c1 complex subunit 6, mitochondrial. Gene Ontology annotation, biological process: mitochondrial electron transport, ubiquinol to cytochrome c. NCBI's taxonomy places the organism in Eukaryota, Metazoa, Chordata, Aves, Sphenisciformes, Spheniscidae. The transcript has 3 exons. The record is from RefSeq and is a predicted model, not a curated record. The coding region runs from base 1 to 267 and encodes 88 amino acids.
AUGUGUCGAGGGCCUUUGGGGAAGGCGGCGUUUCGGGGUCUCCCUGUUCUCACGGCAGCCCCGUGUCUGCAGGAUCCUCUGACCACGGUCCGUGAGCACUGCGAGCAGACGGAGAAAUGCGUGAAGGUGUGGGAGCGGCUGGAGCUGUGCGACGCGCGGGUGUCCUCCAGGUCCCAGACAGAAGAGCAAUGCACAGAGGAGCUUUUUGACUUCCUGCACGCCAGGGACCACUGCGUUGCUCACAAGCUCUUUAAGAACCUGAAGUGAAGGCAGGCGUGACUGUCCAUCUGCUUCCACAGCCCGUGUCGGCAGUUCCUGGAUUCACGGUACUGCUUCCCGCCUGUUCAUUCCCAUGCCAAGUACAAACGAAACGGCUUCCUGGCAGCGGCUGAGCGUCAGCGUGUCACUGCGUCUGUUCUCGUGGAAGAUGCGCAGCUACGCAAAAACCAUGUUGAUGUUCUGUAAUUUUCCAUAUUAAACGUUCAGAGUUCCCAUGGAAAUA